This is a messenger RNA of Lactuca saligna, 1593 nucleotides long. NCBI's taxonomy places the organism in Eukaryota, Viridiplantae, Streptophyta, Magnoliopsida, Asterales, Asteraceae. The record is from the annotation of a GenBank genome assembly.
AUGUUAAUGUCAGGAAAGCAGUUUAAGAUCUUGAACAGGAAGGUGAAUUCUUUACUUCAAUUGCAAGCUGAUGUUGGUGGUAAGAAUUCAGUAUCGGCUCUUGAUGUAGAUGUUAUGUUACAAGAUCAAGAGCAUCAGAUUUUGGAUAAGCUUAAUCACAUGGAAGAGCCUACUGAUUUAAGAAUCAAAUUUCAACUUAACUCUUUUAAUACCGCCAUUCGUGAUUUGAAAGAAACUGCCAAGUCUCAUCAUAUUCUGUUCGUUAAAGAUAUGGAGACAGUUUGUGAGAAUAUCAAUCUUAAAGUUCAAGAAUUGAAAGAAGACAUGACGAAGGAUAUAGUUGCUUUAGAUCACAAUUAUUUUACUCUUCACAAUAAGGUAGAUAUAAUUGUUGGUGCUAUGGCCAAAGAAGUUGAGCUGUAUACUUCCUUGGGGCUGAAACUGGAUUCAAAAUCAGAGGUUGAUGCUAGUAGUUUUGGGAGUGUUGAAACUUUACUUCAGUUCUUGAUACCACUAUUUCAUCACCUCUAUACAUUGUUCCUAAUACCUCUCAAAAACUUUCGAUUUCUCAUUCUCCUACUUUUUGUCAACAUUAUCCAACAACCGAUUACUACCUUGUUUCGUUCUCAAUCCAUUGAAGAACCACAAUUUGUUAAUGAUGAUGAUAUGGAUGGUGGUGGAUUUAUGGGUUCUUUUUCUGAGAUUCAAUUCAAUUCUGAGUAUGAAAACAUUCCCGAUCAUAUGUUAAUGUCAGGAAAGCAGUUUAAGAUCCUGAACAGGAAGGUGAAUUCUUUACUUCAAUUGCAAGCUAAUGUUGGUGGUAAGAAUUUAGUAUCUGCUCUUGAUGUAGAUGUUAUGUUGCAAGAUCAAGAGCAUCAGAUGUUGGAUAAGCUUAAUCACAUGGAAGAGCCUGCUGAUUUAAGAGUUAAAUCUCAACUUAUUUCUUUUAAUACUGCCAUUCCUGAAUUGAAAGAAACUGCCAAGUCUCUUCAUAUUCUGUUCGUUAAAGAUGUGGAGACAGUUCGUGAGAAUAUCAAUCUUAAAGUUCAAGAAUUGAAAGAAUACAUGAUGAAGGAUAUAGCUGCUUUAGAUCACAAUUAUUCUACUCUUCACAAUAAGGUAGAUAUAAUUGCUGGUGUUGUGGCCAAAGAAGUUGAGUUGUAUACUUCCUUGGGGCUGAAACUUGAUUCAAAAUCAGAGGUUGAUGCUAGUAGUUUUGGGAGUGUUGAAACUUUACUAGAAGAGUUAAAGGAUAUUGUAUCAAAAGUCAACAAUUCAAAAAGAAUUGGCUCGACUUGCGAAAUUUGUAAAUUUUAUGCCAACAAAUGCCCCACCUGUAAGCACAACGGUGCAAGGGGAGAAAGACGAAAUGUUAGCAAUGGGAGUGGAAGUAAAGGAAAAGGGGGUUCUGGAAAUGUUGUUGGUGAUGCGAGAGUGGUUGGUAGAGUCUUGACUACUCAGAUUCCCACUUCUCUACCAAAAACUCCGAUUGUUACUUCAUCAACAAUAGCAACAACAAGGCCUAUCACAAAGGGCAUUGUUAUUAGAACUGCUGGAGGAGAGUCGAGUUCAUCAAAGCCAAAUCCAAGUUAA